AGUAAAUAGUGGUGAUGUCAUGCAGGCAAGAUGGCGGAAGGGGAGGACGUGGGAUGGUGGCGGAGCUGGCUGCAGCAGAGCUACCAAGCAGUCAAAGAGAAGUCCUCUGAAGCCUUGGAGUUUAUGAAGCGGGACCUGACAGAGUUUACCCAGGUGGUGCAGCAUGACACGGCCUGUACCAUCGCAGCCACGGCCAGCGUGGUCAAGGAGAAGCUGGUUAUUGCAGCCUGUUCCCGGGGCGCUUGCUUCCUCUGCCCAUUCUCUAUACAGACAGAAGGUUCCUCAGGAGCAACAGAGAAGAUGAAGAAAGGGUUGUCUGACUUCCUAGGAGUGAUCUCAGACACCUUUGCCCCCUCGCCAGACAAAACCAUCGACUGCGAUGUCAUCACCCUGAUGGGCACACCGUCUGGCACAGCUGAGCCCUAUGAUGGCACCAAGGCUCGCCUCUAUAGCCUGCAGUCAGACCCAGCAACCUACUGCAAUGAACCAGAUGGGCCCCCGGAAUUGUUUGAUGCCUGGCUUUCCCAGUUCUGCUUGGAGGAGAAGAAGGGGGAGAUCUCAGAGCUACUUGUAGGCAGUCCCUCCAUCCGGGCCCUCUACACCAAGAUGGUUCCAGCAGCUGUUUCCCAUUCAGAAUUCUGGCAUCGGUAUUUCUAUAAAGUCCAUCAGUUAGAGCAGGAGCAGGCCCGGAGGGACGCCCUGAAGCAGCGGGCGGAACAGAGCAUCUCUGAAGAGCCCGGCUGGGAGGAGGAGGAAGAGGAGCUCAUGGGCAUUUCACCCACAUCUCCAAAAGAGGCAAAGGUUCCUGUGGCCAAAACUUCUACAUUCCCUGAAGGAGGACCUGGUCCCCAGAGCCCCUGUGAAGAGAAUCUGGUGACUUCAGUUGAGCCCCCAGCAGAGGUGACUCCAUCAGAGAGCAGUGAGAGCAUCUCCCUCGUGACACAGAUCGCCAACCCGGCCACUGCACCUGAGGCACGAGUGCUGCCCAAGGACCUGUCCCAAAAGCUGCUAGAGGCCUCUUUGGAGGAACAGGGCCUGGCUGUGGAUGUGGGCGAGACUGGACCCCCACCCCCUAUUCACUCCAAGCCCCUAACCCCUGCUGGCCACCCCAGCGGCCCAGAGCCCAGGCCUCCAGCCAGAGUAGAGACUCUGAGGGAGGAGGCGCCCACAGACUUACGGGUGUUUGAGCUGAACUCGGACAGUGGGAAGUCUACACCCUCCAACAAUGGAAAGAAAGGCUCAAGCACGGACAUCAGUGAGGACUGGGAGAAAGACUUUGACUUGGACAUGACUGAAGAGGAGGUGCAGAUGGCACUUUCCAAAGUGGAUGCCUCCGGGGAGGUGAGUGGGCCUGGUGGGUCAGAAGGAAGCGAGCCUAAUGGUCCUGGGUGUGAGAGCUCUCCCCAGCCAGCCCAGCUGUCCCCUCAGGAGGGUCCCUGCUCCUGUCUGAGGUGACAGGUUGUGGGAAAGGAGCUGGAGCUUCCUGCUCAGACCCACAACAGUGGUCAUCAGCAGGCUGCACUUUCCCUCAGUUCCAGGGUGGGUAGAGGGGAGAGUUCUUGACCUUAGCUCUGUAUCAAAGUUGCCUGAGAAACUGCUUAAGAAAACAGAUACGCUGAGUGCGGUGGCUCACACCUGUAAUCCCAACACUUUGGGAGGCCGAGGUGGGAGGAUUGCUGGAGGCGAGGAGUUCAAGACCAGCCUGGCCAAUAUAGUGAGACCCCAUUUCUAUUUUUGAAAAAAAAAAAGAAAGAAAGAAAACAGACAUCAAACCCUGCCUGACCUGUGCUGUGGUCCCCAGGUAUGAGGCCUGAGUAUAUACUUGGCCUUGGAGACAAAAGACCAGUGUGAUCAAGGGCAAGUUACUUAACCUGAGCCCCUGGUUCCUCAUCUAAAACAUGGAAUGGAUCAUUAUAAGACCUGGCUUAUAAGCUGUAAUGAGGUGAUCCAUGUAGACACCUUAGGGCUAUUGCCUGAGACAUGGUGGCACUCAGGAGACAUUAGUGAUAAACCCCACAAAACCCAUUCCAGUUAUUAAGCUCAACGAGGCCUUAGUACUGUUAUUCUUCACUACCUGUCAGAAUCAAAAGUGGCUCAUUUAGAUUGAGAGGCUGGAACAGUCCAAAGCUCUCCCAGCUAAUAAGUGACAGGACUGAGGCUGCAGCCCAGACAUCUGAUUCAUGUCAGCGUUAGUUCCACUGUCACAUAAGAACCACAUGAGUCUUUCCAUCAUGUAACUCGGGAGCCUGUUAGAAAGAGGUGGACAGAUUAGAGAGACAUGUGAAGGGCCUCCUUUUUCAUGAUGGGAAACUGAAGCCUUGGGGGAGUAUUUUACUUACUCAGGAGUAUUUUGCACUUGUGACUACCUCACUAUGCCCAGGACAGAGAAGGCCCAUAGUGCCCUGUCAGGUCACAGGGGCUUGCUGGCUUUUUGUGUCUUUGCAGCCACCUUUAAAAACUGACGUGCAGUACACCUGAGCAUUCUAGAACCUGCUAUACCAGGGCUUAGCCAACAGCAGGCCAAGAGUAGGAACAAGGCAAGAAAAGGUUCUGUGGGGAGACUUGAGCUGGGAAUCAGGGUGUUGGUGCCCCUAGUGAAGACCUAGUGGGCAUCUGUAGGGCACUGCCACCUCUGCUUUUGACCACAGUGCCACUGAGGCAGUGGCCCCCAUUCACCCAAAGACUAAGUAACUUGCCCUUGAUUACACUGGUCUUUUGUGUCCAGGGCCAAGUAUCUGCUUAGGCCUCCUAAGUUCUCUGCAUCUCAGAGCCAUGGCAUUAUCUGCUCAGCAGGAGGCAAGUUCUCCUUAAAGGACUGAGGCUGACUUGGUUCCUGUAGGCAGCCAUCACCUUGUGGUGUCUGGUGUUGGUUGGGGGAAGUGUUUCCUUUAGGUCUGAAGUAAUCAGAGCAGCAGGCCCACCCCUCAGGCAGAGGGCAGCUCUGCCCCUCAGACACAUUCCUUAAGACUAGGGGUUCACUCUCAGUGGGACCUCAGAGUAUGGCCUAGGGUAGGGGAUGGGAGGUGGCUCUGCUCAGCGAGGGGAGGUUAGGUCUGGGCCUGACUCAGGAGUAACUAUGUGAUCUCCAUUACCCCCUCCCA
Pongo pygmaeus (Bornean orangutan) is the source of this 3101-nucleotide messenger RNA. It is a transcript of the gene BSDC1, whose product is annotated as BSD domain containing 1. The record is from RefSeq and is a predicted model, not a curated record. Bases 31 to 1455 code for a protein of 474 amino acids. Gene Ontology annotation, cellular component: cytoplasm. Lineage: Eukaryota; Metazoa; Chordata; Mammalia; Primates; Hominidae. The transcript has 10 exons.